Molecule: messenger RNA, 1599 nt
Organism: Penicillium subrubescens
Lineage: Eukaryota; Fungi; Ascomycota; Eurotiomycetes; Eurotiales; Aspergillaceae
Product: ATP-dependent RNA helicase SUB2
Exons: 6
Coding region: 1-1599 (532 amino acids)
Biological process (GO): mRNA splicing, via spliceosome; mRNA export from nucleus
Molecular function (GO): ATP binding; RNA binding; RNA helicase activity
Source: RefSeq, a predicted model, not a curated record
AUGGAACCUGAUGGAACUAGUCCUGAUGCGGCAGUCGGGAGCCUAGUCAUCCGCAAUCCCCUCUUUGUCAUCUCUUUCCUGGCCGACUUCGUUCCCUUUGUGCUGCUCAAUCUCAAGGAACUUUCACCAGUCACUGUUCUCAUCUCACUUUUCAUCCUCAUCCUUCCCUCUUUCCCACUCCUACCCCCCCCGCUUCGUCAGCAUCUCUCAUCUGAGACGACGCGACACGACAAUCUCUCUCACCCCUCAGCCUCAUUCACCAUCGCCACCAUGUCUCACGAAGAAGAUCUCAUCGACUACUCCGACGAGGAGUUGGGUACCACCGCGGCCCCCGCGACUACUGCUGCUCCCGCCGCUGCCAACGGUGACGCGGAGAAGAAGGGCGACCUGACCGUCUCCGGUGGCCGCCCCGACAAGAAGGGCAGCUAUGUCGGCAUUCACUCCACCGGUUUCCGCGACUUCCUGCUGAAGAACGAACUCUUGCGCGCCAUCACUGACUGCGGCUUCGAACAUCCAUCGGAGGUCCAGCAGCACUGCAUCCCGACUGCAGUCCUCAACGUCGAUGUUCUUUGCCAGGCCAAGUCCGGUCUCGGAAAGACUGCGGUCUUCGUCCUGACCACCCUCCACCAGCUGGAGCCCGUCCCGGGCGAGUGCUCCAUCCUUGUGAUGUGCCACACUCGUGAGCUGGCCUACCAGAUCAAGAACGAGUAUGCUCGCUUCUCCAAGUACCUCCCCGAUGUCAAGACUGCCGUGUUCUACGGUGGAACUCCCAUCGCCAAGGAUAUCGAGGUCCUUUCCAACAAGGAGACUUACCCCAACAUCGUGGUUGCCACCCCCGGUCGUCUGAACGCUUUGGUCCGCGACAAGAAGCUGUCUCUGCGCAACAUCAAGUCUUUCGUGCUUGAUGAGUGUGACAAGAUGCUCGACCAGAUUGACAUGCGCCGUGACGUCCAGGAGAUCUUCCGUGCCACCCCUGCCGACAAGCAGGUCAUGAUGUUCAGCGCCACCCUUUCUCAGGAGAUCCGUCCCAUCUGCAAGAAGUUCAUGCGUAACCCUCUCGAGGUCUACGUCGACGACGACACCAAGCUCACCCUGCACGGUCUCCAGCAGUACUACAUCAAGCUCAGCGAGAACGAGAAGAACCGGAAGCUUAACGAGCUCCUGGAUAACCUGGAGUUCAACCAGGUCAUCAUCUUCGUCAAGAGCACCCUGCGUGCUAACGAGCUGGACAAGCUGCUGCGCGAGUGCAACUUCCCCAGUAUCGCUGUCCACUCUGGUGUCAGCCAGGAGGAGCGUAUCAAGCGCUACAAGGAAUUCAAGGAAUUCAACAAGCGUAUCUGUGUUGCCACUGACGUCUUCGGUCGUGGUAUCGAUAUCGAGCGUAUCAACCUGGCUAUCAACUACGAUCUGCCCGCCGACGCCGACUCCUACCUCCACCGUGUCGGUCGUGCCGGUCGUUUCGGAACCAAGGGUCUCUCCAUCUCCUUCGUCAGCAACGAGGAUGAUGAGAAGGUUCUCAAGGAGAUUGAGAAGCGCUUCGAGGUUGCUCUUCCAGAGUAUCCCGAGGGUGGUGUCGACUCCUCCACCUACAUGGCUUAA